Botrytis porri is the source of this 528-nucleotide messenger RNA. RefSeq lists its product as uncharacterized. NCBI's taxonomy places the organism in Eukaryota, Fungi, Ascomycota, Leotiomycetes, Helotiales, Sclerotiniaceae. The transcript is spliced from 2 exons. The coding region runs from base 1 to 528 and encodes 175 amino acids. The record is from RefSeq and is a predicted model, not a curated record.
AUGCCGCCUUUCUCGCCCGUCCACAUCAGAGAGCAUUGGGCACAAUUGGUUCGGAUCUUCACCAAGGGUUCUCCAUCAUCAUCAUCAUCAUCAUCUUCUCGGUUCGACGAAGAAUCAAAGAUCAAAGAUUCACCAGAACCCCGAGAAGUCCAUCAUCGAAGAUACGAAUUCACGGAUGUACCUCAGGAUGUCCUCCUUGGGACUAGGAUGUAUACUCUGCAAAGGGAUAAUCCUCGAAAAGAAUGGACCCCAUUUAGUGGAAAAGAUAUGCCACAUGAUGGAAUUGGCCGUAUUGGAACUACUGCUUCUAUACAGCCAGAAUGCCGUUCGAUCAAUGACAGUGCAGCAAGUCAAAUCGGUCAUCUCAAGCUUUUUAGAGUGUCGGAUAAUUUUGCACAUUUCUCAAUGAAUGUCAAAGGACAAAAGGACGAAAACUUUGUCCAUUUGAAAUUCAAUCUCAAAUCCUUCGGUAUCAUCUCUGGAUUCUGGAUUCUGGAUGCUUCUUGGACUUCCAAACUAUCAGGUUGA